Messenger RNA from Mytilus trossulus (common blue mussel), 5627 nucleotides. RefSeq lists its product as uncharacterized. NCBI's taxonomy places the organism in Eukaryota, Metazoa, Mollusca, Bivalvia, Mytilida, Mytilidae. Bases 1 to 1854 code for a protein of 617 amino acids. The record is from RefSeq and is a predicted model, not a curated record. The transcript is spliced from 13 exons. Gene Ontology annotation, molecular function: RNA binding; translation activator activity. Gene Ontology annotation, biological process: regulation of translational initiation.
AUGUCAUAUAAGUCUCGACACCGAUUCAACAAUAUAAUGCAUGUACUUGAAAUAAGAGUUGUACUGCAAGCUCACCAAACAAAGGAAAUCGCUGAAUCUUCAACGGAAAGAGGAAUUCUUAUCCAUAGUCAAGAGCCUUUGACUGCAGCUAUGUUGGCAAACGCACCUAAAAAUGAACAAAAGCAGAUGUUAGGAGAACGUUUGUUUCCACUUAUUCAAAAAGUGUACCCUGACCAGGCCGAAAAAAUCACUGGCAUGUUGCUAGAAAUGGACAAUUUGGAUUUAUUAAACAUGUUAACGUCCAAGGAGUUACUGGAGGCUAAGGUACGAGAAGCCAUCACUGUUCUGCAUGAUCAUAAUGCUAAUGCAAGUACCACUUCUACCGAAAUUGAACCGGAAAUUGAUGAUCGUCAAAUAACAGGUCCAUCUCCCACUGGUCUAUCAGCAUUUUUACCACUAGAAAAAGCAAGCAAAGAACCGAUCACUGCAGCUCCUAAUCCUAAUGGCGUUUCAAAGCAAACAGACAGUUGUCUAAGAACACAGUUUGGAAACCAACAGCAAUCUAUAAGACAACCAAACAUGGUUAUUUCCCAGGCACAGCCCGGCAGUAUGAUGACCCAGAUGUUUCCGUCAGCCGGACCCGAAUAUAUGUUUCCCAAUGUGUCACAGGGUCAGACUGUUUUCAGUCCCCCCACUCUGAUGACAUUUCCUGCACCAGUUUAUGGACAAUAUCCGUGUAGUACUAAUCAUCCACUGGUUCCUAGAUUCUUGCAGACAAAUAUGCGAACGGGUAGAAAUUUCCAGGAUAACUUAUCAGAAAAUUUGCAGCGAUCAGAAGUUGUCAGACCAGACAAUGUUAAUGAAGAUAUUAAUUCUGCUAUCAAUGACAUCAUAUAUGAAAUAGCUUUACGGCCAGGCAACUUAGAAGAAACCACGGAUUUAAUUUCACAGAUACUACAAAAUUGCUCUGGCGACCAAGUUCUAUCAAGUAUUGUACAUGUCGUCGAACUUUUGUUUGAAAAGUCCAUAUCUGAGCCAAGAUUUCAAUGUGUUGGAGCAAAACUAGUUAAGCUUUUAUCUAAUAAACUAGGGACCGUACCAGGGUUUGCCAACUUUAAGAAUUUUGUAUUUACGAGAUGUAGGGAGGAAUGUUUAAUGAUAGACGCCUUGUUAUCGAACCCAGUUUCUGUUUGUCGAUUAUGUGGAUUUGCAAAUUUUAUAACAGAAUUGUUUCUAAAUUGGGAAGAUAAAACUGGAAAUGUUGUACAUCGAAUACCUGUCUUCCGAUUUGUGAUGCGAGAUUUACUGCUAGUUCUACUGAAACAUCCAACAGAUGAUAGUGUAACAUGUGCUACAGAUAUACUGAAGAGAGUAGGACCUGUGAUAGAAGAAACAACGUAUUUGAAUAGUGUCGAUGAAGGAAGUUUUAGUGAAGUAUUCUUACGUCUAAGCCACUUGGAAUUACAUCACUGGUUACAUGAGACAACGAAGUGUUCAAUAACAACGUUACUAAAACUUAAGUCCCGUGAUUGGGACAGAACAGAUUCGUCACAGCUUCGUUCAAUACUUGUUCCUCAAAACGAGCAAGCUGAUCAUGAGUUGGAAAUUCCUAUUGGUUCCAUAAAAUUGGAGAACAAUGAAAAUGAGAGUGCUGGAAAAGAUAAUCAGAAAUCAGGGAGCAAUAUGGAUGACAAAUAUAUAUGUAAAAUAUGUUUUGAUAAUCCAGUAGAAGUCACAUUUUUACCAUGUAUGCAUGUGUGCUGCUGCAAGAAUUGUAGCGACAAGUUAAAAGUGAAACAAUGUCCAAUUUGUAGGAAAAAGAUCAAAGAAAGCAGACCUUUGUAUUUUGCUUGAAAAAAGUGUAUGGCUUUGAGUUAAAAAAAUAACUGAUGUAAAUGCUUAAGGAACAUGCCACUGCUAUAUUGUAUUUACUCAGUUGUAUUUUUUUGCAAUUUGAGAUCCAUUCAUUGAAGGAAUUGUAUAUUUAUAAGGAAUGGAAACGCAGCUUGAGAUCAAUCAGGAUAUCUGCAGAGCACCCGCAGAGCUAUAACCCAUGGCUGACUCGGUCUUAAGUAUGAUGAAUAAUAUAAAGAAUCAUGACGGAGGUCUAUUUUCUGUCAUAUAGAUCAUUGUAGAUCGGUCUUGUAAAUUCACGGGGUCAUGUUGAGGAGAUUAAAGAAGAGAGAACCCCAAAUCAAGAAUAUACUUCUAUUGAAUAUUUUAUUAUUGCAAUUCUGAUUCAAAUAGACGUCGGUCUUGAAAUCUGAGCGAGUUUCAUCCGAAAUACAAAACAAAAAAUACAGUGUUUCGAUUCUUUUCUAAAAGCUCCAAAACUACGAAGUGCAAAACAAAUUAGGUGAUGUCAUUAUGAAACUGGAAAAUUAUUCUAGCAAUUUGCCAUUUUCUUAAGUUUCUGUUAACAUUUCUGAACGUUCUACGAUUUUCGAAAUAUCAGUUUUGAAUUUCAUUAUUCUCCAAAAAUUAUUUCAAUCUGAGGGUGGAAUAAGAUUUAUUAAAAAUAUUGGAAAGUAGAAAAAGCAAAGUGAUAAAAUAAAAAGGGACAUUCUCCUACAAUUUGGUCUAAAUUACGAAUUCUAAAUGUUAGUGGUACAAUGUAAAUGAUUUUGUUUCGAAACAUGUUGAUAAUUUUCAGUCGAGCGUCAAUUUGUGCGUCAAUAAAUAUACAAACACGCCGUAUUUUGGUAAGGGUUAAAUAACAACUUGAAAUAGAUGUAAAAUUUUCAUACAAUUUAAAAGCUUAAUUUUUUUUUAUAAUACAUAGAGUUUGUUACAUGAAAAUGGUGAUCACAACGAAUUUGCUAUAUAUUUUUUAAAAUCCCAUGUUUAUAGUUCAAAUUGACGCCAGUCCAAAUCCUUACCGUCAAAUUAGAAAAUCACAGGCAAAAAAUGUAUAUAAGACUUCCGAUUGGGAUUGGUUGUGCCGUUUUAUAUUAUGGAUUAUCGUAGAUCAUCUCUACGAGAUUAAUUGUCUCGCUUGAGCCGUUACGGUGAAAGCGAGAGAAACAAUUGAGUUGAGAUGACCAAUGGUUAUUUGAUUAUCGUUAUUUUACCUAUGACGACGUUGUCAAUUUCAUGUCAAUUUUAUUUGCAACGCGCACGUGUUCACUUAGUUUCUAUCGUUAAUUUGCAUAUCACUCGACUCCGCUGCGAAAGAAAAUUAUCAGUCAGCAAGACUGAAGGAAAAUUUCGUAAUAUAGCGAUAAACAAUUUUAUUCAUUUAUUUUGUUGUCAAAUACAAUUUUUAGUCUGAGUCGUUGUUUGGCAUUUCAGUUUGCCAUUAUUAAGCGUUUCCGCAAAUUACCAUUAGCUUAAUAGCAAAACAGUUCCUUCCUUUUUUCUCUCCCAGAGCAGUAGUCUACAGGUCGAAAUAAAUAUUCAUUCGGUGUUAAACUAACUAAUGUUUCAAUGUGUGAAAGAUUUAACUGUUUCUAAUUUAGUUUUUAAGGCACCACAGCAUACUUUAGCAUUAGAUAAUGAACAGUUGCGCUCGCCGUUAUUUGUUUUUUACACCGUAGACAGUUGACAAAUCAGACCAGGAUCAUAUAUAUUAAAUGUUAGAUAUACUGUUCCCAGACCAGACACAACUUAUAGUAGUAUACACUUGUUUAAUAUAAAUAUAUGUACGAAAAAAAUAAGAAUAAUAUGUUAUACAUUGGUAUACCUGCAUAUUGGAUAUCCAAUAACGGUGUUUAUAAUAACACCUAUAAUCUUAGUUCUUAUAUCAAGAUAACAUACUACAUCUGUUCUCCAUUCAUACUUUUCUAUACCAGUCAUAUUCCAAAUUUAAACUUAUCGUUUAACUUUUGGCAUUCCCAUUAGUUUCUUUUUAAAAACUCGUAUAAUGUCGGAUUUCAUCUACAAAUUGAUCUUAAUUGAUGAAUACAUAAGGGUAAUAUCAAGACGAGGAACAGGAAUAAAACUGAUUUUCAGAAAUUACUUUGUUUAAGGUUAUAUCUUUUGUUUAUUUCAUUUAAGCCAUUGCAUAUCUAAAUAGACAAUACCUUGUUUCAUUUCGUGAUUAAAUGACCAAGUUUGAUAACUGUUACAAGAAAAAUAAUAAUCCAGUUAGAGCGACGGGUGUAAUUAACGCAAUACCUUGUUUCAUUUCAUGAUUAAAUGACCAAGUUUGAUAACUGUAACAAGAAAAAUAAUAAUCCAGCUAGAGCAGUGGGUGUAAUUAACGCAAUACCUUGUUUCAUUUCAUGAUUAAAUGACAAAGUUUGAUAACUGGUACAAGAAAAAUAAUAAUCCAGUUAGAGCGAUGGGUGUAAUUAACGCAUCGCCCAAGUCAAAGAUGCAUCAUACAAUUUUCUUUGAAGUCGGCCGCGUUUUCAUUCCUUUUAAAUACUGUGGAUUCAUUAUUAUUCGUGGGAUACCAAUUUUCGUGGCUUUCGUGGGUACUGGUGAACCACGAAAUUAAAUGUUCAACGAAUAACAAAUUUUAUAUAGGCUUGUAUGUAGACUUCGGCAAAACCACGAAAUUAAAUAUCCACGAACUUGCAAGUUUUCCAUAAUCCACGAAAAUUGGUACCCACGAAAAUAAAUGAAUCCACAGUAUAAAAUUCCUGAUGUAUUCAAUCAAUCGCGUUUGAAGAAUUUUACCUACCAAGAGCCAUGUGUCCGAUUGAAGAUUCAAGCAGGAGUUGCUUACCAACUCUGACAAAUAAGACCAUUCCAUGUUUUUGUAAGGAAGAAAGGGGGUCGAAUAGCACAGUUGUAAAUCUUUUGACAAUGUAUAUUUUAGUAAUUUGUGAACUUGCUUGUCUUUUCAUCUUUCUAUUACUUUGCAAUGCAUUGUUGCGUUAUAUAAAUAUUAAAUGUUCUGUUUUAUCCCCCGGCUUAUUUUUCAAUUCUCAUUUGUAUUGUUACACUUCAGAGGAUUAUAAAAUUUGAAAGAAACAAUAAAUCAUAUACAUGAUGAGAGAGAAGAGAUAGUUCACUUUGCAUGUCAAAUAGUUAAGGUAGAAAGAGCAAAACCAACAAUUAAACAUUAAGCAAAAAAUGAACAAUUUUAAAGUUAAUUACGCCUUAUGUAAUCCGGGAUUUUGAUUGGCUGAUAGCCAGUGUAUUUUUCACCAAUUUACUGUUAUAAAAUGAAUAUCGUCCAUUUUUUUAACGCCGCCGGGGUAUUUGCCAAAAGGAUAUGCCUUUUUUACCCUCUCCUGUCGUGGUAUUUGCAAAAAAAUACUCUAUCCGACUUGACGCAUGUUACUUCACGAUCAUCAAUGCUUUAUUGAACAUAAACAUUCGGUGUAAGUAAACAGAUAUAUCAUGUUCUUGAGGGGUAUUUGCGAAAAAUACCAGUCUUGAGAAUGAAUUUCCCUUGCUUUACGACUCGCGAAAUUUAACAUUCUCUCGACUGUUUUUUUUUAGCAAAUACCCCUCCUUAACAUGAUAUAUCUGUUUAAAAAACUACACUUUACCCUCACCAUCAAUGAUCAAUAACAUGAACAUUUGUUUUGAUGUUUUAAAUUAAAUUUAAAGUACAUUGUUUUUGUAAUUGUUAUUCAGUGGUUAACAAAUUAUACCUUUCUUUUUUUUUUCAUUUUUAGCCAUGGCGUUGUCCGUUUAUUUUCGAAUCAUGAGUUUGACUGUCCCUCUGGUAU